AUGGCAGAAGGGCUAAGGUUGAAAUUCCUGUGCACUGAUAGGGAUGCAUGUCCUGGACCGUGCCAUUCCAUGCACGCUGAUUUCGACCAGGAGCGAGACGCAGACUGGAGAGAAUGUAAGGCUGGUUGCCAGAUGUGUCACAGGCAAUCAUGCAACCACACGGAGAGAUGUCGCAUUUGCAUGAGACGACGACAAAAUUGGUCGACGCGAGCCCCAAACAAAGGACGCCGGCGACGCCACGCGGAGAAGACCCCUCAGACUACAUUGGACUUGGACAGAGCGAUCAGCUACAAUGACUGGCGUGGGCAAGCAAUGGAUGAGGUUGACAAAUUAAAGCUUGCUCUGCCGCUGGAGCCUUUGCAAGGUGUUUGGAGCCUAGCCCGCUUUUCAUAUACCUCCUGGGCCCAAAAACAUGUCAUGGCCCAUGGUGUUGAAACGACUUGGGGCUGGCUCAAACAGCACGCCACGAAGAAAGGCCAACGCUCGGGCGCCUCUCUAGAAACUCAAUGCGACGUCGAAGCAGCUCGCUACUUCUUGGUGGUUGGCAAAGAGGGGCCAGAACUCUUUGCCAUUGCGCAUGAUUGCGUGUACUAUCACAUGUCUCCUGCGUGCGUGCAGAGCUUUCAGGAUCUGCACCCUGAGCAACAGAAGGCCAGGGAAUUGGGUAAGUGGUACACAUACAUGAGUUUUGUUCUCGCAGACCUAGAUGUGCCACGGGUUGACCGAUUUCCUGCUGCUUCACCUUCAUCUCACGUGGUUGAUGCGCUUGCUUCGAAAUAUGCAAAUUUGAUUUGUGCGAAAGCAAGAGACUUUGACCAGACCGGGGUUAGAGGGUGCAACGGAAUGAGAUACAUCAGCGGUUUGAAGAGGCUUUGUGAUGACUUCUUGAGGGAGUGCGGCCAGGAAGAGAGUGAAACAGUUCUUCUUCAGACAUCUCCUCUUGCAGUAAUAGAGAUUCUUCUGCAGCAGUUUGCUUCGGCUAACACGCCCAGUGAUGCGAGACAAGCAAUUCUGCAAGUCCGUUCUGCUUGUGAACUGUUGAUCCAGCACAGGGAUCCGAUUUUGGAGGAUGACUGA
Messenger RNA from Durusdinium trenchii, 1077 nucleotides. The record is from the annotation of a GenBank genome assembly. NCBI's taxonomy places the organism in Eukaryota, Dinophyceae, Suessiales, Symbiodiniaceae.